Molecule: messenger RNA, 2194 nt
Organism: Drosophila eugracilis
Lineage: Eukaryota; Metazoa; Arthropoda; Insecta; Diptera; Drosophilidae
Exons: 1
Coding region: 98-2164 (688 amino acids)
Source: RefSeq, a predicted model, not a curated record
AGUUAUACACACAUUUCAUGUUUCGAUUCAUAAACUUGCCUAACAGUCCCAGAAGAUUCAUUAAAUCGUUAUCCAGUGUCACAAUUAAAUUAUCAGUAUGCCUAAGAGGGUGAGCAUCGUGUUGCCCGAGGAGAUGCCCGCGGAUUCAUUAGGCAGCAGUAAAAACUUAAAGCCCACUCACACUGUCAAAAGCUCCAUCAGGAAUGCCUCCACCGUUGGGACGGAACUCGCACCGCCCAUCUUUGUAGUUGUCAGUCCGCACAGCAGCCAAAUCUCGAUAACCUCAAGUCAAUGGAAUACCAGCGUGACUAGCGAUAGUUCCCAAAACAAUGCGCCUGAGACGGACUCGAAAAUUCAAGCUGUAACAACCCUUGAAAGCAGUGCCUUGGCCCAAAGUGGUUCUUCAAACUCCCAGGAAUCCGCUAGUUUCGGAACGACAACAAACUCGAUCAAGCAGUUCCUCAGAACCACAGUUGCUCUCGUAAGGGCAGGCGAGUCCUUUACAUCUGUAAAACGCCUUUUUCACAAUUUUAUCAAAAAUAGCGGAUCUAUCUCAAAUUCCAAGCCUUCGCUGGUGACCGAAGAUUCAACAUCUCAAGGUACAGGUACGGAAAAUCCCUAUCUAAGCAAGUCUAACGACACGCUUUUGACGGACUGGUCGCUUCAGCUUACCGUUCCCAGCACCUCGAAAAUGACACCUACUGCUCCACAUUCGAACUUCGCAAUAAAUAACGCCAAUUAUGACCUGACGAGCCUCCUCUCCGACAUCACUCCACUGACGGGCUACACCAUCAGAAGCGAUGUGGCCAGCACUGAGGAGGCUGGCGACCGAACCGAUACCUCCGCAUAUACAGCUCCGAAUAACGUGAGGUAUGAGUUUGACAGCUCGUCGGAGUUACCAUUGGGUAACGUACUGCAUGGCGGUCUCUCGAAAUGGGGAAGGCCCAAUACACUUAAAUUCAAGAUAGCCAAACCAUCGGGGUCACGAUCGGUCUCAAAAAAUCGUUCAAGCAGUCGAUCUCUUCGCUUGAAAUUUAACGCGUCCACGGCUAGGACGCCUAACGUAACACCCAGAAUCGAUCACACCGCAUAUCCAAUAGAGCCAAAAUUGGCCUUGGUUAUUUCCACUGGUCCCAGUUCCGAGCGAUCGAGUGGUUCACGACGAUCAAGGCGGAGAAGCCAAGGGCCAUCACUUAACCUGACGGCCAAGAACUCAGCCAGCUCUAGUUCAAGGGCAGAGCUUGUCAACUUGAAAAUAUCCAGUGGCGAGCAAUCGCCAAAGUCAUUCCAGUCAAGAAACAGCUCUAAGCGUACUUCCCCCAGAAGCUCACGUCGGUCCUUCCGUUCAAGGUCCCGUACCAGUGCGUCGGAGAACCUGAAAGGAGCUUACCAGCAAAAGGGAGAGCGUGCUCCUGAAGUGGAGUACGCCUUCACAAUUGUCAGCCCCGAGGAGGCUGAUAACAGCCAUCCAGAAGAGAAUACCGGCGGAGACGUCGAGGAUGCCUCUUCAAACUGCCGAACAUACCAAGAGGACUGCAAGUGCCACCACUGUCAGGACAUGCGUCGUGCGGUCAAGAGGGCCGAAUUUUUUCAGUCACCCGAGGGCAAGAAACGGCUGGAGGCUAAGUUGCUGGCCAAGAACUUUUUUAUGGACAUCUGCGCGUUGUCGGAGGUGCGACACCAGAUUCAGGACGACCUGAAAGGGACCCGCAAGCAUCCUUCGGCGCGGGUCAGUUAUCCGGUGAGCAUUUGUGGUGCUACACGGCUAGACGGGGGCUCUCUGUCGGUGCAGUGGUUCACCCACGAUCUGGACAACGUGGACCACUUUGACAUUUUCGUGGAUAACGUUCCAAGCCGGAGUGUUUACAACCGGCUGGCCACCAAUACCGUGCUCAUCGACGUAAAUGCCUCUAAAACGCAUACUUUGCGCAUGCGAGCGGUUCCGACGCGUGGCACUAGUGGCCGGGAUUCGUCGGUAGACAAGUUCAUGUCUGAGGUGGCCGCCGGGCACAUGCGACAAGUGAUGAAAGGCCAGCUCUUCGCCAGGUGUUUUGAGCACUUGGACGCUCGGCCGCAGCAGCAAACGCUGGUGGACUUCUGGACGGACAGCGAAUUCCUAUACAUGCCCGCCUGCGACACCCUGAAAAUCACUAAGGGUCGCUGACUGGCCAAAAUAAACAGAUUUAUGAGCAUA